Messenger RNA from Aspergillus oryzae RIB40, 861 nucleotides. RefSeq lists its product as uncharacterized. The record is from RefSeq and is a predicted model, not a curated record. Lineage: Eukaryota; Fungi; Ascomycota; Eurotiomycetes; Eurotiales; Aspergillaceae.
AUGCCCAUAACGCUUUUAGACCUACCAAGCGAGCUCCUAGACCGAAUCGUCGAGCUGGUGCUGUGCUACAAAGGCCUGGCCCCAGAACGCCCCCUACCACCAUGGCUAAACUAUGUGCCUUGGCCCCGUCAGGAGGGGGACUGUCUUUCUGCACCGCACGGUGUUUGUACUGUUAAAUACUGGAGCGCCCAGGAGAAAUAUCAUGAUGCCUGGAUAUCCAACUCUCUAUCCCUCCUCCUUGUCAACCAUCAAAUAGCCGAAAUAACCAAAAGAAGACUCGAUGAAUCAAUUAUGCCAUCGAUAUUCAACCUCGACGUGAUCCUCAGCGACGAGAGGGAACUACAUCCACGAUGGACCUUCCUUUCAAACCCCUGUCACCACGUCGACGAUCUCACAGUCACCAUCAGGGUAGCAGGCACUUGUCCAACAACGAACUGGCGCAGAUACCACUUCCUACCCGACGGCGACUCCCCACCCCGAAUCCUAUGGACAUUCUUCUAUCUGUUAGAACGCUUCCUGGAAGUCGGCCCUUUGGCCGAGCACAGAGUCCCUAGUCCCGGACCCCGUAUGGACGAUAUGUCCUUUACGAUCAACCGGUUAACCUUGGACUUUGUCUCACCAGUCAAUGAGGAAUCGUUAGCACCCGCCGAUAUGGGCUUCUGGGAUUGGAUAAACGGGGGCGCCGAUGAAGAUCACACAAAGUCAUCCACGGCACUUUGUAGUGGGGUUUUCGGGUUGCUUAUGCGACCGACUUGGUUGGCUGAUUUGAUUAGUGAGUAUGUUGGGUAUCUUCUCGGUAUGAGUAUCUCUAUGGCUCCUUAUGGGAAGUUGUUGUAUGAGAAGUAUCAGGAUCUGUGUUGA